This is a messenger RNA of Atta colombica, 2573 nucleotides long. RefSeq names its product E3 ubiquitin-protein ligase UHRF1-like (gene UHRF1). Gene Ontology annotation, molecular function: ubiquitin protein ligase activity; protein binding. The transcript has 8 exons. Gene Ontology annotation, biological process: protein ubiquitination; negative regulation of gene expression via chromosomal CpG island methylation. The record is from RefSeq and is a predicted model, not a curated record. Lineage: Eukaryota; Metazoa; Arthropoda; Insecta; Hymenoptera; Formicidae. Bases 320 to 2506 code for a protein of 728 amino acids.
GCGAUACAUCUGUUCCCGCUUCUGUAUUCCCGCCAAAGUCUGAUGACAUCCAAUGACUGCUCGUCACAUCAAACUGAUUGAAAUAACGGCAACGAAUAGAUAGAGCAGCAUACGCAAAGUGCAUAAGCAAAAGUGAUUUGGUAUUUUUCAUCGUUCAUUCUUUCAUUUUUGUCUUGGAUGACGUGUUCUCACAUUUCAGCUUGGUCUUGUAUUCAUCUUAACCUCUAAUCUUCGUCCAGAAUUCGAUCUUCAUUCCAAUCAUCAUUCUACGAUUCUGAUUAUUUCUCUUAUCUAACAACGAAAACUUCAUUCAGUUAAUAUGUCUAUUAAAUUAAAAACUUUAGACGGGAAAAAGAUAUCGCUGAAAGUUACCAGAUGUACCACCGUGGAAGAGUUAAAGUGUGAAGUUGAAAAACAGCUGAAUGUUAAAAAGGACUUUCAACGAUUAUUUUUUUCUGGAAAACAAUUAGAAAGUGGGUAUCAUCUUGCUAAUUACAAUAUUAAAUUUAAUGACACCAUAUUGCUUAUGAUAAAGACAUUACUAAAUGAUGUUGAGGACAAAGAAAAUACAAAAGAGGAAAAAGUGAACGAAGAAAAAGCAUUAGAAAAAGAAGCACUAGAAACAAAUUUAGAAAAAGCUGAGAGUUUAUAUUACAAAAUUGGUGAUGCAGUUGAUUGCAUGUAUGACAAGACUGGUGCCUGGUAUGAAGCUAUUAUAGAAAAUAUUUAUAAAAAAGAAGCUCAAAUGUUCUAUAAAAUAUCAUGGGAGUUUGAUAAUACAUUGUGCCCUGACGAUAUAGCCGAAAUAUAUAUACGACCGCGUGCACAACGUUCUAUAUUAUUUGACGAAUUAUCCAUUGGUCAAAAAGUCAUGAUUAAUUAUAACUUGGAUAAUGCUGAGAAAAUUGGACUGUGGUAUGACUUCACUGUAACUGAUAUAAUAACGAAAAGAAAAUUACGGGAGUUGUUUGGACAAUUGCAUAUCAACAGCGAUACUGCUCUUUCCAUUCGAAAGAGAGUCAAAGAAGAGAUAUACGCUAUAGAAGCACCCAAAUUAUUAACAGAGAGAACUGCAGAAGACAAACGAUUAAUGAUGAGUAACGGCAAACGCAGACCUACAGUUCCUAAUUGUGAUGAGUGCGAGGACAAUCCUGAUGAAGAAUGUCGAAAGUGCGGCUGUAAAAUCUGUGCAGGCAAAGAAGAAGAGGAUACACUUUUGAUUUGCGAUGAGUGCGAUUGUAUGUUUCAUAUGAAAUGCCUGAACCCACCACUUCUAAAACUGCCAGAAGAAACUGAUUGGUAUUGUCCUGGAUGCAAAAUCGAUGAAAACGAAAUUGUCAAGGCAGGAGACAAAUUGAAAAAGACAAAAAAAAAAUUUAUCUGCUCUGAAAAGGAGCGAAAAUGGGGUGGUGGAAUGGCUUGUGUUGGGAGACAAAAAGUCUGCGGCCUUGUUUCUUCUGAUUAUAGUGGAGAAAUUCCAGGUGUGGAUGUUGGUACUACUUGGAUGUUUAGAAUACAGGUUUCGGAAGCGGGAGUGCAUAGACCGCCCGUAGGUGGCAUCCAUGGACGAGAAAAUGAUUGUGCAUAUUCUAUUGUUUUGUCGGGUGGAUAUGCGGAGGACUACGACAACGGUGAUGAGUUUUUAUACAGCGGCUCGGGUGGUAGAGAUUUGUCAGGUAACAAAAGAACCAAUUCACAAAGCAAAAAUCAGGUACUACAAAGAAUGAAUUUGGCAUUAGCUAAGAAUUGUAAUGCUUCCAUAAAUGAAAAGAUUGGUGCGUCGGCUGGGAAUAAUUGGAGACAUGGGAAACCAGUUCGAGUUGUACGCAAUUAUAAAUUAGGAAAAUUUAGUAAAUAUGCACCGGAGGAAGGUAACAGAUACGAUGGUUUAUAUAAAGUAGUGAAAUAUUAUCCUGACACAAGUAACGGUUUUCUUAUAUGGAAGUAUGUAUUAAGAAGAGACGAUCCUACUCCUGCACCGUGGACCAAAGAAGGAAAAAAGAGAAUAGAAUUUCUUGGUCUAAAGAUGUUAUAUCCUGAUGGAUAUCUGAAUCAAGAAAAUAAUAUGAAAAAAAAAAUCUCAGCUAAGAAACGAUCCAUCAGUGACAGUGAUGAAGAAGGCAGUAUUCCUAUUAAGAAAUCCAAGAAGUCUAAGUUAGUUUUUGAUUUGGAGGAUAAAUUGAAAAAUUUAAUAGAAAAUGAUAAAGUAAAUGCUAAAUUAUGGGAUGAGUGUAGAGCAACGUUAAUCAAUGGGAAACCUGCUUUUUUGGAUUGUGUCUCAGAGAGAUUUAAAUGUGUUUGCUGUCUUGGGAUACUUUACAAUCCUGUAACGACACCUUGUAAACAUAACAUUUGUUUAAAAUGUUUAAAACGGAGUUUUGCUUCCGAGAUUUAUUUUUGUCCUGUAUGUCGAUACUCUCUAGGUAAUACUUAUGAUAUGAAGGUCAAUGAGACAUUAUCAUCUGCAUUAUUAUUAAUUUAUCCUGGUUAUCAAGGUGAACGAUAAUAUCGUCUUUAUUAAAUUAUUAAUAUUGACUUGCUUAUUUUAUAUUAUUUGUUCGGAUCAUAGAGUU